AUCCAAACAUGGAGUACAACCCCUCGGACCAUCCACGUGCCAGCACGAUCUUUCUCAGCAAGUCUCAGACAGAUGUUGCUGCCCCCAAUAAGAAAGUACGGGAAAAGCGGAAAAGCCUAUACAUUAACCAUUUAACACACAUCUCGGAGUCCAAGCAUGCGGCUGCCCCCUUGAGACGCAAGUACAGCUCUUGUUCAACCAUUUUCUUGGAUGAUAGUACCGUCAGCCAGCCCAACCUCAAAUACACCAUCAAAUGUGUAGCUCUUGCAAUAUACUACCAUAUAAAGAACAGAGAUGUGGAUGGUAGGAUGGUAUUAGAUAUUUUUGAUGAAAAACUCCAUCCUCUUUCAAAAUCGGAGGUGCCGUCAGAUUAUGAGAAGCAUGACCCAGAGCAGAAGCAAAUCUACCGGUUUGUGCGGACACUCUUCAGUGCAGCUCAACUCACUGCUGAGUGCGCCAUCGUCACACUGGUCUACCUUGAAAGGCUGCUGACAUAUGCAGAGAUUGACAUAUGUCCUGCUAACUGGAAGAGGAUUGUUUUGGGUGCCAUACUUCUGGCCUCCAAGGUAUGGGAUGACCAGGCAGUCUGGAACGUGGACUAUUGCCAGAUUCUAAAGGACAUCACCGUUGAAGACAUGAAUGAGCUGGAGAGGCAGUUUUUGGAGCUGCUUCAGUUCAACAUCAAUGUGCCGUCAAGUGUCUAUGCCAAGUACUACUUUGACCUGCGCUCACUGUCGGAGGCCAACAACCUAAGCUUCCCUCUGGAGCCCCUUAGCAGAGACAAGGCACAGAAGCUUGAGGCCAUCUCUAGAUUGUGUGAUGACAAAUACAAGGACUUGAGAAAAGGCUCCAAGAAGCGAUCAGUCAGUGCCGAUAACCUAACGGUGGUCAGAUGGUCCCCUGCCAUCAUCUCCUAACAACCAGAGACCUUGGGACAGAUAGCCAGAACAUGUGAGGGGGGCCAGGGGCUACAAGAGGCAUCAGACUCCUCACAGGCACGGGCAGGUCUCUCGUUUAAAGGGAUGCCUCUCCUGCUUAGAUACACCACUCUUGAUCAGAGCCUGUGAGGCUCUCACAGAGUGGGGACUCCUCCCCCCUCUUACUCUAAGGUUUUUCCUACCAUAAGUAUUACAGUUUGUGUCUCACUGUACAUAAGAGAUGGUCCAUCACUUCCCCCUCCUCCAUUUGCUUUUUCUUCCUGUUCCUCCUCUUUAUCCUCCUCCAUCUGGACAGCAUAAAGUUUGAUUUUGAAGAAGGCAUCCCAAGUUGGGAAGGACAUCACCACUAGUCAGUUGCCACGAAGGUCAAGGUCAAGGACAUUUGAAGAGGACUCGUAAAAAGACCAAUUUUUGCAAAGUCACCCACCAAGUAAUCGGAGCAGCCACCUACCACUAAGAGCACCAUUCCAACAGUGCAGUUCAAUCAUUAAUGGCUUCCUGCUGUUGCUUUGAUUUGAUAUUUAAUAGCUACCUAUAAUUUUACAUUCCUUUUGAUUCUAGUGGCUUUUGAGUAACAUUGACUCAGCAUGAGAUGUGCAUCAAAGACUGCCUUCAUGUUUGAAGUCAUUAAGUGUGGACAUAGUGGUCUAUGCUCCUUCCCAGAAUUCCCACCAUUUAGAAGAUCCUUCUUGUUUUAUUUUUCUACGAUUCUAAUCCUAUUCUUGGUCAGAUGUCAGUCAAGGUGCAAAUGUUUCAUCAAGCUUAAAGUAUGCCCCAGAAACCCAACUAAGGUCAGCUGUAUGAGCAGGAGCACGGGACUUUCUCAUCUACACGAGCGUCAACAUUUUGGUGAAGGGACCUAUUCUAGUCUUUGAAUGGCAAAACAACAUGUGAAGCACAGAAAGGCUGAGCGGAAUCAUUCCUCUCCUUCAUACAGAUUGCAGUUGUGUAUGCUGUAGGCUUUUAAGGUGCUUUAUUAGGUCUGCGAGGUUUACUGCUGCAGAUCUUUCCCAAGGCUUGCCCCUCUCUCUGAUCAGCAGUCAUCAGCAUAGUGGUGAGGCCCUGGGAACCAUUUUCAGAAAGAGUCAUCUUUGAAGCAAAGAAGGAUGGAAGUAUGGAAGGUAAAGAAAGUAAAAAGUCACAUUACUAUUGGCAAACACAGAUGCCACCAAGUGGAAAGACCUACACAUAUUAUCAUUGUUCAUUUUGAGAUUACAUUACAUUUUAAGAUAUUUAGAUAUUCUUUCAGUGAAUCUACAUGCAGUGACUUAAACCAAGGCCAUCAGGAAAAGACUUGUACAUUUAGAUUUUUUUUUCUUUUAAUGUUAAAGAUUAGUGAGAUGUAGCCUUCGGUAGAGGACUUUAGUCUUCAUUACUGGUGAAGUCCUGUGCUGCUAACCAACUAUUUGGACUAGGGCCGGGAUAAGGCCGAAAGUGGCUGAAGAGAUGGGCUGUGUAGCAUUUGUCUGCUCUGCCAUGUAAUGUCCUUAAACUCAAAAGUCCUGAGUUGACUGAAUUUCUGUUCUUUUUUUAUUUUCAAAAGAAACAAUUGAGAUUGAAAACAUGUUAUGAAAAUGAUGAGUUGGCACAUGAGGUCUUAAAAAAAACUUUAAUGUCACCAUUUUCAUUUCAAAAUAAACUGGAGUUCGUACACUAAACAGAGAUGGUCCAUGCAUCACCGUGUAAAUGGACUUAGAAUAUUUAUUUUCUAAAAUAUGGUAUAAAAGAAAUUUUCGUGAAGAUUCAUACUGGUAGCUGUUAUUUUUUAUUGAAUUUCUGACAUACACCUAAUCUCAAAAGCAUUAUAGAAUAAUAAAUGUUACAUUAAGAUUGGUUUGUACAAUGUAUAUACAAGACCCUAUGCGCUCAGACCGUGAUUUAAAAAAAAAUGAAAAUGAUGUAUAUGUAACAGAUCAGUAUUGAUAUGUAAGAAGUAAUCUAUCAGAGUGUAAUAUAACAACACCAUGAAAUAAGGAGCCACUGAUUUGGCAUUAUCAAAUACAAUACGGAAAGGGCGGUAUAUUCUUCUGAUUUCAAAAGCUUUUCAUAAAUUGAGUGUUGACACGGCAUCUGAAAUUUGAAUGAAAUUGGAGUAGUUUUCAUUGUUUCUUGCUUUCUAUUGUGAGAACUUUAUUUUUGCAAUGAUUAAUUCAGUUUGUGCUAUUUCUGCCUAUCCGUAAUCAAGUAUCAGAUUUCUCCAAAAUAUCAGCUGUACAUUGUCCACUCUUAAUUUUAUUGUUUACAUGGUUACAAACUGUAUUGUGACGGUAGUCCCAUAUUUCAUUUUGAUCAGUUGUUCAUGGUUAGACAUUUUGUAGUGAUUCAAAAAGGGAUGGAUCUUUACCAAAGUAAAAACAAACAAACAAUGAAGGACUCUCCUAUGAGGAGUACUAGUGCUUUAGAGGCCCUUUGCACAUUGUGUUUGAAUGGCAGGAGUUAGAGGAGCAAGCAAGAGAGAGAAGGGAAUAGUUGCCAGGGAGAGAAU
Messenger RNA from Alosa alosa (allis shad), 3423 nucleotides. It is a transcript of the gene ccny, whose product is annotated as cyclin Y. Gene Ontology annotation, molecular function: cyclin-dependent protein serine/threonine kinase activator activity; protein kinase binding. The record is from RefSeq and is a predicted model, not a curated record. Bases 9 to 917 code for a protein of 302 amino acids. Gene Ontology annotation, biological process: regulation of cyclin-dependent protein serine/threonine kinase activity; regulation of canonical Wnt signaling pathway. The transcript has 11 exons. Gene Ontology annotation, cellular component: cytoplasmic cyclin-dependent protein kinase holoenzyme complex; plasma membrane. NCBI's taxonomy places the organism in Eukaryota, Metazoa, Chordata, Actinopteri, Clupeiformes, Clupeidae.